CACACAAUCUUUAUAAAAACAAAACAAACUCUUUUUUAAGCCCAUUUUUUUUUCCAUGGCUCACAAAAUUCACCACUUUCCUUUAAUCUUAGCUUCGUACUCUCUCUGCUCACUGCCGAUUCUCCGUUUCGCCGUCGCAAAUUCGUCUGAUUUGCAGCAUUAUUUAGAUUAAACUAGAACAUAUUGACAUUAUGGAAGAAACUGUUGAUGAAGCUAUUGGUGAUGAGGUGAAUGGACUGGAUGCCUUUGAUGGUAGACAACUUCGAAGUAAGGAGAAUGACUAUACUUUGAGGUCCGGAAACUCCAAUAUGCUGCAAUCACAUGAAGUGGUCACACUUAGUGAAGGUGAUCAUUACCAGAGUACUCACAAUUUGUUUACAGAUAUCCUCGAUGGUAAGAAUCUGGACAGAAUUGGAUCUUCUGAACAUGCAAGUGCUAGUCCUCGUUGUAUGAAUGAUGCUGGGGUCAUGGUUGAAGAAUUGACACUGAGAAACUACAAUGGGAAAAACUUGGCUAUAGUUGAUACCUUGGGCAAUAAAGAAAUAAUGCAGGUUAGGCCAAACCAGUGGUUUUAUCAGCUAGCAGGUGGAUCUGCAUGCGGAAGCUCACAUGGGGAAGAUGGAGACACAUUAUUUACCGGACUUGUGAAUCAGAAUCAGAAAAAAAUAAAUGAAAAUCGUAAUCUAGACGGAGAAAAUUUGCAGAAUAAUGGUGAUAAAGCUGUUUCGAACAAUUUAUUACCCUCUUCUGAGGGUAUCCGGACGAAGAUUUUUUCCAAGUCGGGGUUUUCUGAAUAUAUUGUGAAAAGCACAUUAAAAGGCAAAGGAAUCAUAUGCAAAAAGCAGUUACCCCAUGUAUCUGCUAGUGAGUCUCAAGGCCAGAUGUAUCCGCAGUGUCCUAAUGCUUCUUCCACCAUCGUUUCACCUUUUCAAGGUAUCCCCAAAAUGGGCUGCAGUGUUAAUCCCAAUGUCUAUCAAGAUGGGAUCAGUUUAAGAGAACGGCUGAAAGCUGGGGGAAAUAAAUUGAACAAAGCUGAAGGCUUGUAUAUUUUCAAACAAGUUCUGGAUUUGGUGGAUUUUGCUCACUCACAAGGAAUUAUCUUGCAAGACUUGCGUCCAUCUUGCUUUAAAUUGUUGCGCUCAAACCAAGUUGUAUAUAUUGGAGCAUCUGUACGCACGCAGUCCACUGAAAAUGUGAUUGAUCGAGGUGUUCCUCAGGUGGAGCAUAGUCAGAAAGAGAGAAGUUCAUCUGGAAAAAGCAUUUCUUCCUCGAUCGAUCCUUGUGUGAAGAAGCAAAAACUUAGUGAAGACACGCACCUUAAUAGGAGGUGGUCUCAAUAUCCCUUCAUGUCAGGCCAUAAAUCUGCUUGCACAAACACUAAGUUAAAUGCUGCACAAGGCUAUGGAGAUGAGUCAAAUGCAGAGGAUUGCCUCAAGACAGAACUUAACUCGAACAAUUUUAUAUUGCCUCAACUGUCCAUUAUGUCAAAACCAUUGCUGACUUCCAUGAGCUUUAAUUUGGAGAAGAAGUGGUAUACCAGUCCUGAGCAGUUCAGUGAGGGUGGCUGCACAUUUUCAUCAAACAUCUACUGCCUGGGGGUUCUUCUCUUUGAGUUGCUUAGCUCAUUUGACUGUGAAAGGUCUCAUGCAGCUGCAAUGCUUGAUCUUCGCCAUAGGAUUCUUCCCUCUUGUUUCUUGUCAGAGCAUCCCAAAGAAGCUGGAUUUUGUCUUUGGCUGCUUCAUCCAGAACCUUCAGCACGUCCAACAACAAGGGAAAUUUUACAGUCUGAAGUUAUUGGUGGUAUUAAAGAAUUACGUGGAGAUUUAUCACUGUCGUCUAUUCACGAAGAGGAAUCUGAGUCACAACUGUUGUUGUACUUCCUCAUGUCACUGCAAGAUCAAAAGCAGAAGGAUGCCUCAAAGCUAGUGGAAGAACUCAAAUGUAUAGAAGCAGAUGUCCAAGAGGUUCAGAGACGCCAAAGCAGCAACGGCCGGUGUUCUUCCUCACACCGGGAAUCUCUUGUUUUGUGGGAGAACAGGUUUAUUCAGAAAGGAGUAUCAAGUUCAGAUGCGUAUCCGAAGCUUCCACCUGUAUGUGAGAGUGAAACUAGAUUGAUCAAGAAUAUCAGGCAGCUUGAGAGGGCUUACUUCUAUACGCGAUCCAAUAUUCAGCCUUCUGAUGAUGUUGCCAUGGUCCGUAGAACUGAAGAAAUCUUUAAUAAUCAGGAGAACUUUGUCUCGACAGGAAAUGAUAAUGAGAAGUAUAGACCCACAGAUCAGGUUGGGGUUUUUUUUGAUGGCUUAUGCAAGUAUGCUCGGUAUAGCAAGUUCAGAGUAAGGGGAAUAUUAAGAAAUACAGAUCUGAAUAAUUCUGCAAAUGUCAUUUGUUCUCUAAGCUUUGACAGGGAUGAGGAAUAUUUAGCUGCUGGUGGGGUGUCGAAGAAAAUUAAAGUAUUUGAGUAUCAUGCCCUCUUUAAUGAUUCUGUCGACAUUCAUUACCCAGUUAUCGAGAUGUCAAACAAAUCUAAGCUCAGCUGCAUUUGCUGGAACAGUUAUAUCAGGAACUAUCUGGCUACCACUGACUAUGAUGGUGCGGUUAAGAAGAACAGCGUGUGCACGAUCAGAAACAAAGCAAAUGUUUGCUGUGUUCAGUUUUCACCUGACUCCAGUCAUUUUCUGGCUUAUAGCUCUGCCGAUUACAAGACUUAUUGCUAUGAUCUUCGAAAUACCUCAGCUCCUUGGUGUGUAUUGGCUGGCCAUGAGAAAGCUGUUAGUUAUGCAAAAUUUUUGGAUGCUGAAACGCUCAUUUCUGCAUCCACUGACAACAGCCUGAAGAUAUGGGAUCUCAAUAAAACCAACUCAAGUGGCUAUUCAGCCGAUGCUUGUGUCUUAACCCUUAAAGGGCACACCAACGAGAAGAACUUUGUGGGGAUGUCUGUGAACGAAGGAUACAUAACUUGCGGGUCAGAAACAAAUGAGGUCUUCUCUUAUUACAAAUCUCUGCCUAUGCCUAUUACUUCUCACAAGUUUGGCUCUAUUGAUCCAAUCUCUGGUAAAGAGACUGAUGACGACAAUGGGCAGUUUGUUUCAAGUGUUUGUUGGAGACGGAAGUCAAACACGGUUCUUGCUGCCAAUUCCAGUGGCUGCAUAAAACUACUAGAGAUGGUUUAGAUGUGGACCAGGUGAAAAAUUGCAGCCUUCAAUUGCUCCUUCCUCCUCAAAUGUCCUGGGAAUCUUUGUGUGGAUCAUGCUGAAAUGCAGCUGUAUGAUUCCUUGAGAAAUUCUGGGAUAUCUUCUCUAAAAGUAUUAAGGUUAAACUCAGGGAAGGCACCCAAGCCUGCUCAAUCUGUCUUGACAAUUGUGGGGUUGUAAGAUCCAAAAGUUUAGGAAGCUGAACAGAAACCAGUAGUAUGGUGGAAGGAGUUUGCUGGAAAGGCAGUGAACGCUGAAAUUACUCGCUUAGGCCCAAUGUAAUGUAGCGUUCCCAAAGAUGCAAUGCAAGCGUCUGAUAGGUGGAGACGAGCCAUUUUGCCACCUUAUUGACUGAAUCUUGAAAUAUCCCUCAGAAUCGAUGCAAGCACAGUAGUGAUAUCCUCCAUAUUUUAGAAGGCGCAGGGUGUAGCUGAGUGCUCUGUCCAUCAUAUGAAAUUGCAGUCAAGAUAAAUUUUGUUGGUGUGUGUGAUGUUCCUUUGUACAUCCAGAUAGAUACGACCAUUGUAAAAUCAUGUCUUACAGGAGCAGUUUAGUUGAUGAUGAGUUGGUUGUACAUGUCAUAAUUUCCUUCUUACAUAAGCAUUAUAUAGGAAAUUUGUACAUCGACUGUCAGAUGAAUUUUAAUACUUUCGGCAUUUCUUUGUGCCAUAUUGUGGUACAGAUGACAAAAUUUUACUGUUUUGAUCUC
Messenger RNA from Nicotiana tabacum (common tobacco), 3900 nucleotides. The record is from RefSeq and is a predicted model, not a curated record. Lineage: Eukaryota; Viridiplantae; Streptophyta; Magnoliopsida; Solanales; Solanaceae.